AUGGACGGCAACUCCUCGUUCAACCCGUUGAUGAAGAUUGAUGUGAAGUUUGAAAAGUGGGCACAAGUCUUUUUCAAUAUCGUCUAUUCUGUUGCCCAAUUUGUGUUUGCCAUCCCUAGUACCACACAUCUGGUUGAUCUCGUCAAACAUUGGACUGUCAGUCCUAGGUGUCUUAUGGCCUAUGGUAUGAUUAAGCCCUCAUUGCUAGUUACUGCCAUUACUGUUUCCCUGCGCUUGAGGAGUAGGGAGUAUUUCCCUCAAGGAGAAGGAACACUAGACGAGACUUCUUGUCUGGGAGAUUUUGGGGAUAGGUUUGGAGGCGGAAUGGGAAGAUUGGGAACUGGGCUGGUGGAGAGAGUAGCAGUUAUUUUCUUCAGCACUGAAAACAUCCCUGUGGAGAAGUUCAGCUUUAAGCUUGUGCUGAACCAGUCUUAUGACAGAAUGGUGAAAGAUAGUGACUUGGAAUUUUCUCUUCGAUCGUUCUUAAUAAAGAUUUCGAUUUCUAAGCCACUUACCAAGGUUCUUCCCCACAAUUCGAGAUGGGAGAUAACAGGAUACUUCCGUGCACUUCCGGAGGUCAGUACAAGUAGAGAUGCAGAAUUAUGGAUCCCUACAGACACAAAACAGUGGCAACAAGCUUCACUUAUAACCCCUAUAAAGUCUAUGAGUAGUGAGCCUCUUUGUGUACAUUUGUAUUUGGAACAUCCAAGUUUGUCUGAACAACAGCCUUGAAGAAACACUGCUCAUAACUUACACAAGGUAUGAUAUGGCAAUAUUCUGUCUUAUUUACAUGAUAUUGUGCUAUCUAGCCAAAACAUUAUUAUUCAUGCAGAAUUUAGCAAACUUAAAAGUGGCAGGCUAUGUUUGAAAAAAUCCAGAUUUUGUGCGAGUUCACUUAUAUUUCCUAUAUGUAUGAUAAUUGCCAAUUUUAUUGGGAAA
This is a messenger RNA of Carica papaya (papaya), 939 nucleotides long. The record is from RefSeq and is a predicted model, not a curated record. Lineage: Eukaryota; Viridiplantae; Streptophyta; Magnoliopsida; Brassicales; Caricaceae.